AGUCGAGUCAGGUCAUUAGCUAGCCCCAGUCAUUAGUGGUCCUUAUUAUUUCGUAUACACGUGACCUGAGCAGAAUUUAAUUUGGAGAGUGAAUGUAAUGUUUGGACCGUAAAUAAGCCAGGCUUUCACUUUCUGACAGUCCACAUCAUGGGAAUUCAUAGAUAAGCAUCACCCUAAAGCACCAAAUUAAACCGGAAUAUUAAGUCGUUGUAAUUCUGUAUUUUAUAGUUCUUCUUCUGGAAUUACCACUCUAAGGUAUGAAAGAUGAACCUGAAUAGCAACAUCAGAUCUCUGUGGCGUACCGUCUUCUUGAUCCCAAGUCUGCUGCUUCUAUGUGAGACUGCAAGUAUUGGAGAGAAAUCGCCUUGUAACCCUACUGUAGACAUUGUAUUUAUGCUGGAUGGUCAGUCUAGCGUCAGCUCCAGAGAUUUCCAGAAACAGAAGGAUUUCAUCCGGAAUAUCUUGGAGAGACAUGAAUCCCCUGCUAGAGCCGUGCAGAUUGGCUUCGUUGUCUGUGGUAACGGUAAUGUCAGCACGAGUGGAUUCCGGUCCUCUACAUUUGACGUGCUUGAAAAUGUCAGAAAACUGGAGAAACCCUCUUCUGACAAGACACCUAAACGAACAGACCAAUGCAUCAGGGCCAUUAACACCGUCUUCUCUCUUGGUGGCAGGGAAGGAGUGAAGAAAAUCGCUGUCCUAUUAAUCGGCGAGGACAACUCCUGGAGCGAUAAGGCAACCAAGGCCCACGUACAGGAAGCCAAGGAUAACCACGUGUCCAUACUUGUAAUCACCACUGGCAACAAGAACUUUACCAGGCUACACUCUCUCCGAAACAUCGCCAGUGACGACGGAAAAUUCUUUGUGCUGACUUCCUUCAAAGGACUCCAACCGUUAUCAAACGAUCUCUCCACGGGGUCGUGUUUGCCCAUUGCUCUUGAUUUUUCCGCCAAAAAAGAUAAGACAACUGAGGCACCAGCGACAUCACCUAGGCAGGUUUCUAUUUCAGAUGUUCGGUGUCGAUCUAGUGGAAUCUCAGCUUUUGAAAAGCUGAUUCCAUUUUUUGGUUGGAUCAGAGUGAAUUGCGCCAACAAUGAGCGUGUUGAUUUAAUUAAAUGCGAGUGUGGAACUAGUCAAACAAUCCAGACACAAGGCGAGGAUAUAACUACAUCCUCUCCCAGUGUAACCAAACCUUUUAAAGUCCUAAACAACAUUCUAAACACAGCGGUAAAAUCCGCCCUAAAGACGCAUUCAACAGUGCCCCAUCAGACUUCCACCACUUCAGAGGCCCCAGUUGAUCCUUCCCCCAACAAAAUGACAAGUUCUUUCCAAAAGACACAUAGUACCACAGCAUCUACAUCAUUUGACACCACUGUUUCAAAAAUAAAAUCUACCACUUAUCCGGACAAUUCAGUUAUUUACCAACCAAAGGUCAGCCCUAAAAUUGAUUUGUCUAUAUUUUUGCCCCCAGAUGAGAAACAAAAUCACACAGGAGAACCAAAAACAGAUUUUCAAACUCUUUUCAAUCUUCUUGAUUUUAGCAAUUCUUCUAAUACGGGUUCAAAUAACUCUUCAAUGCUUACGGAUGACAGCAAUAUAAAUGUUAACGAUACUCUCGAGGAUAAGAUAUUAAAUUCAGCAAUCAUAUCGUUACUUGAUAAAGACAUGGAAGAGACGAAAAAAACUUUUGAGAAAAAUCUUCAGUCGUCUGUCUCAGUGGAAGAAAAGCAGGGUAAAUUGCCUUUUAAAAAACAUGAUGCGAAACAAAAAUCGGAACAAACACCAUCGGCAGUGUUACCUCUUGCUUUACCUUCCUCGCUAACCAUCAUUGAUACCGCAUUAAAAACUAUGUCAAACAACACCCUUUUAGAUGAAAAGCAAAACACCACCAAAACAAACGAAACUAAUGAUAGUAAUACCAUAUCCUCACGAAAGAAAUUAAUUUCAUUGCUUCAAGCUGAAAAUUCGAUACAAACUAAUAUCAUAUCUUUUCUGAAGAAUACAACUGCCACUAAGUCGGAUAUUUUAGACAAUUACACACAACCGGAUCCAUCUUCAUCAAACGAAACUGUCAUUGAGAUUUUGCCCACGGAAAGUGAGGUGAUAAAAAACUCUUCGAAGUCCGCUCUUCUGAUCAAGUUGCUAAAUAUGGAAAACACACUUCAAUCUAAGCUGAUUUCGCUUUUGAAUAAAGAAAACUUUUUCCUGGGUCAUGCGGAUUAUGAUUAUCCAGAUCUGCCGACGCUUCCUCCUUUGGUUCCAGAUUCUACCACCGCAGCAGGACCAACUGGUGAACACGAUUCAACCACACCAUCUCUAGAAAAUAUCACAGUUCCGAGUGAUGUCAUGGAUUUAUUCAAAAGUGACAGUGAAUUAGAAUCUGCAAUCGCUAUUUUAAUGCACGCUAAGAGUGCGGAGCGAUCUUCUGGUGUUGAUACUCAUCUUCCUAGUACUACGCCUCAAAUGUCUCAAGUUGAAGAUGUUAAGACCGAACCAAUGGCUUCUUCACCAGCAACAACAUCUUCUCCUCCUAUAAUCACGUCUGUAUACCCAGCCGUGUCUUCUACAAGAGCUUCAGUACCCUUAAUUACAGCAUCUGAAGUGAACUCUUUAAAACCGUCUCCAACGAAAAGUUUACCGGUUGUCACUACAACGUUACAAAUUGUCAGACAACAGGUUCAAAAGUUAGCUCUUCCUCCUCUACCGAGAAAACAGAGGCAGAGAAUUAGAUUUCCUUUGCGCAGAGGCAACGUAAAACAUAGACCCCGCUCCUCUGCGUCAUCUAACAUGAUUUCUAAAAUGGAAGAAAAAUCAAAGACAAACUUGUCGUCUCAAUCAAAAGACGCUCUAGAUGCAACAAGGUUGAAUGUUACACGACAGAAGACGAAAGCAGUGGUGUCAUCGGGUGGACAGGAUUUAACAUCCAAAGUGACACCAUUGCCUAAAACUCAAUCACCUUCGUCAUUAUCAAAAGACUUAAAAGGUAGCAAACCGCCUUCACUCACUGUUGUGCUUAGAAAAGUUGUGAAGAAAGACAUGCCAUUACCGACACCGAAAGUUGAUGACAAAAUUAAAAAUGGGAAGAUCACUGUAUUUUAAUUAUUUGGCCUGUGUGUGCCUUCAUAGUUAUAGACUCGGGAUGAAUAGACAUUGAAGGUUUCGGGCUCUGAUGUACACAGUGUAUCAGGGUUUGAAACAAAUUAGAAACACUUGAGGGAUAUUCUGUGUUUUUGUGGACCAAACCUCCUGUGUCCGUGCGUAUAUAUGACAACUGUAGUCUUUUCGUACUAGAGAUUUCGUUUUCGGUAACGUACGCAGUAACAGUUUUAAGAAAGAAUUUUCUUUUUUGUCAACCAUAUCAUUUUUUCAGACUUGAAUGGAUUCAGUGGAAGCUUGUACCAACUGUGAACAACUGCUAUAGUAUAUUGGAUAUUCCCUAUUUUUACCGUAUACGAGUAUUCUGGUUAUAAUGUUGUUCUGUGGAGGUUUUUAGUUUGGUAGUUAACCCAUCCUUAUGAAAUAUAACAUGAUUUAUGGCCAUUGAUGAAACAUACGUACAUCAUUUUAUAUAACAUAUGGCCAGCAUUCACACAAUUCUUUUGAACUUUAAAGCAGGCAUAUUGACAAUAGUUUGUGUUUCUUCAAACAUGGAAACUGAUUUAGGAAAUAGCAGUUUGCGAUCUGAUUGUUGAUCAAGAGAUUAGUUCUAGUAUGAAUUGAAUGUUUUACAUUGUAGAGGGGAAAACAAUCUUGCAAACACUUUAAUCAUACGACGUGUUUAACUUUGUGCAGCUGUGACGCAAUUUAUGUCACAUUGAUCAGAUGUUGAUCGGAAACGCUAUUUAGAAUAAUCAUUUUAUUCUAUGAGAGUUUUUACUGAAUUCGUUCAUAAGUUAUUGACCUUAUCAAGUUUUGAUUUCACUGACAUUAUUCUUGUAAAUAAAACUUAUUUGUACGCAUCAUUAACCAUAUUAAGGGAGACAAUCUUGUUUAUAUAAUAUAUAUACGUGUACAACGAUGUGAAUGUUAUUUAUUGUUAGAUUAUAUUUGAUUACUAUAAAAAAUAAAUCGUUUUAAAACCUACUUUCUUUCUCAGUAAGCUAAUUUACGGUAAGCAAUUUUUAUAAUGAAAGCUAGCGAGUCACGACGGCAAUUAAAUGAAAUUAAGCAACCAAAUGUCUAUUUGCAAAACAUUAUACAUAUUUGUCUUUUGGACUACUGUGUUUAAUUUUUAUGUUGAUGUCACAUGACUUCGAGAACGUUUGGUUUGUGGUUGUCGUCAUGGUGAUCGGAAAUUACUAAUGACGGCUAUGUUUGAUGGUUUUGUCGGUUAAUUAGCAUAUUUUUCACGUGUUGGUUCAUGUGUGCUGUUUCUUUUUAAGAUGAUUUGUGUUGACUUCUGAUACAGAUAGAUGAUGCUACUAGUAAUAAGUGUAAACGUCCAUUCUAUAUUGAACCAAUGGCAAUUAAAGUAACGGAAUUUCUAUUUGUGGUAACAGUUAUGUCAUAAUUCAAAUAUUCUCAACCACAUUACAUGAUUUAAAAAAUCAGCCGGUAGGUAUUUGUUAAUGAUAGUGACAUUGUGCAUAUAUAACAUUUGUAAUGCAAAAUAUAAAAAAAACCUAAUAACUUGCAUCAGGCCCCUUUCUGCGUCGUUCUGCAUACAUGAUUUAGAAUAAUAG
This is a messenger RNA of Magallana angulata, 4679 nucleotides long. RefSeq names its product mucin-16-like. The transcript has 6 exons. The record is from RefSeq and is a predicted model, not a curated record. NCBI's taxonomy places the organism in Eukaryota, Metazoa, Mollusca, Bivalvia, Ostreida, Ostreidae. Bases 265 to 3096 code for a protein of 943 amino acids.